Quercus lobata is the source of this 1861-nucleotide messenger RNA. RefSeq lists its product as uncharacterized. The record is from RefSeq and is a predicted model, not a curated record. The transcript is spliced from 3 exons. The coding region runs from base 167 to 1657 and encodes 496 amino acids. Lineage: Eukaryota; Viridiplantae; Streptophyta; Magnoliopsida; Fagales; Fagaceae.
UUCUGGCAACAAACUAACAUGUGCUUCAACUGCUAAGCAAUUCUUAAGGGAUUGACUUCUAUUCCAAAUCAAAAAUCCCCCCUUUUUCUUCUUCUCCCUCAUAAUAUAUAUUUUCUUGAGAGUAGUGUUUGUUUUUAUAGGAAUUCAUUUCCCACUGUAGAGAGAGAUGUCUAGUACAAGAGUAAUAAUUCACGACCCCUUCAAAGCAUGGAAGUUCCUGGUUAUCCCAACAAUCAGAGUCAUCUCUACAUGUGCCUUUUAUCUCUUUUGCACCAUCGCAUCCAUCUCCUUUAUCUUCUACUUUGCUUUCACAAGCCAAACACAGGGUUGCCCCCACUGCCGUCGAAUGAUCGUGAACCAGAAAUUCACAAACAGUAAUAUCACCACGGGGUACGAAAAUACAAACAUAUCCCAUAUCGUGUUUGGCAUCGCAGGGUCGACCAAGACAUGGAACAAGCGCAAGAAUUACACUGAGCUAUGGUGGAGGCCUAACAUCACUCGCGGCUUCGUUUGGCUCGAUGAGAAGCCUCCAGACAAUGUUACUUGGCCUAAGACCUCACCACCGUACAAAGUCUCCGGUGACAUAUCUAGGUUCAAGUACACAUGCUGGUAUGGUUCGCGUUCGGCGGUUCGGCUUGCCCGUAUUGUGAAAGAAAGCUUUGAGUUGGGGUUAAACAACGUGAGGUGGUUCGUGAUGGGUGACGAUGAUACAGUUUUUUUCACUGAAAACUUGCUUACUGUGUUAUCGAAAUAUGAUCAUAAUCAGAUGUAUUACAUCGGAGGGAAUUCAGAGAGUGUGGAACAAGAUGUUGUAUUCUCUUAUACAAUGGCCUAUGGAGGUGGUGGAUUCGCCAUUAGUUAUCCUUUGGCCGCCAAGCUUGUUAGGAUUUUAGAUGGGUGCAUUAAUCGUUACGCCAAUUUGUACGGCUCUGAUCAAAAGAUCCAAGCUUGUUUGAGUGAGAUUGGCGUACCACUCACCAAAGAGCUUGGUUUUCAUCAGGUUGACAUAAAAGGGAACCCAUAUGGUUUAUUAGCUGCACACCCUUUAGCACCAUUGGUGACCCUGCACCACCUAGACUCUAUCCAGACACUAUUUCCGAACCUGACUCAGCUCGACUCGUUCAAGAAGCUAAUCAGUGCUUAUAAUAUGGACCCAAGUCGAACCCUGCAACAUAGUUUCUGUUACGACUUGAAACGCAAUUGGUCUGUAUCGGUGUCUUGGGGUUACGUUGUCCAAUUAUAUCCAUCGUUGAUAACGGCUAAGGAGCUCGAAACUGCAUUUCUGACAUUUCAGACGUUUAGGACCUCGAGUGAAAAGCCCUUCACGUUUAAUACACGGCCAGUCGGUACAGACCAGUGUAAAAAACCGGUUUUGUAUUACUUGGAUCGGGUUCAGAGAGUUGGUGUGAGUCAAUCACUCACAACGUAUAAAAGGCAUGUUGAAGACUCGGAAAUUGGGUGCGGCCGUGUUGACUACGCUUCUGCCUUGAUUGUUCCAUCUUUCAACGUCUCGGCUUCAAGUUUCAACCCUGACUUGUGGAAUCAGGCACCACGUAGGCAAUGCUGCGAGGUCGUCGACGGUUCAGACGGGGUAGAGAGAGGGAUUCAGGUCAACAUUAGAAGCUGCAAUCAAUUUGAGAGUGUAACUCCUCCAUAGAUGAUAGAAGAAUAUGUCAACACGUAUUGAAGAUAGUGAAAUACUUUUGACUCUUUGAAGUGCCAAGACAAUGACUGAAGACAAGCAUUGAGUCCAAUUCCUGAUGGCCAUGUAGAUGGAAUUCUAGCCUUUUGUCCUUAUUUUUAAAAAAAUUUAGCAAUAUUCUAUGUUUUGAAACUAUAUUGAUUUUUCUAUUUUAUAUUU